AUGGCUUCCAGCUCUAGCUGUAGGACAUGGCAUUGCUUGCUUGCUCUCUUCCUCCUCUCCUCGGCGGCCUACGGCCAGCUCUCGCCGUCAUUCUAUGCGAAGUCCUGCCCGAAGCUGGAACUCAUCAUGCGCUCCACAAUGACCAAGGCACUCCUCGCCGAGCGCCGAGUGGGGGCCUCCCUCCUCAGGCUCUACUUCCAUGACUGUUUUGUUCAAGGCUGUGACGGGUCCAUUCUCUUGGAUGACGUGGGUAGCUUCGUGGGCGAGAAGACCGCCCUUCCCAACGGGAAUACUGUGCGGGGCUAUGAGGUGAUCGACGAGAUCAAGAAGAACGUGGAGCUGGUCUGCCCUGGCGUCGUCUCCUGCGCCGACAUCACGGCCCUCGCCGCACGGGACGGCGUCUUUCUGCUAGGCGGGCCCAGCUGGAAGCUGCCGCUCGGCCAACCUGAAUGA
Molecule: messenger RNA, 453 nt
Organism: Triticum turgidum subsp. durum (durum wheat)
Lineage: Eukaryota; Viridiplantae; Streptophyta; Magnoliopsida; Poales; Poaceae
Source: the annotation of a GenBank genome assembly